AUGCUCAUGUCUCAGAUCAAACAUAUCAUCUCUGCUCGCAAUAUCUCAUCCGCUAUCAUCAUAUCGACUGGACUCAAGCCAUUGACUACGGUCAUUCACUCUUUUCCUACUGCUAGCUCUUACUCCAGUGUUUCCGAGGUUUGGUUAAAGCCAGGUAACGCCUUGCCAACUGCUGCUGCUGCUGCUGUCAAGUCCCCCAAGCCUGUUCUCUUGGAAGCCGGUAAACGUUUCCAUAGCACAGUUACGUCUUCUGCCUCGUCCCCUUUUUCUUCAUCCGCCUGCAAGGAAAUCAAUAUGAAGAGCACUAUCAACGAUAAAGAAGCCAAGAUUGAAAGCAGUAUCAGUUUCUCUUCAUCACCAGUCAAGAGCCAGCGCAUCAAGAGCCAGCGCAUCAAGAGCCAGCGCAUCAAGAGCCAGCGCAUCAAGAGUCAGCCCAUUAAGAGUCAGCCCAUUAAGAAGGAAAACAUUGAGGCCCUCAACUACGUGGUUAUUCAAAUGAACAGUGGUAGAUGGAGCGAGGAAGAAAAGAAGAAAUUCAAAACCAAGCUUAUGGAAUUGACCUCCUGCCCACCCACAGGGAUCAAGACCUUUUUUCAAGAACUUGCCAAGGCUGUAGGUAGUAGAACCGUUCAGCAAUGCAAGCAACACCAUGCCUAUCAUUAUAGAGGAAUGCGUUAUGUAUAA
Molecule: messenger RNA, 684 nt
Organism: Mucor velutinosus
Lineage: Eukaryota; Fungi; Mucoromycota; Mucoromycetes; Mucorales; Mucoraceae
Exons: 1
Coding region: 1-684 (227 amino acids)
Source: RefSeq, a predicted model, not a curated record